Messenger RNA from Ectocarpus sp. CCAP 1310/34, 1292 nucleotides. The record is from the annotation of a GenBank genome assembly. Lineage: Eukaryota; Phaeophyceae; Ectocarpales; Ectocarpaceae.
UUACUGCUGCUGUUGUCAACCAACUACUGCUUGCUGUAGAGCGUCAACUCUCCUCUCACCGUCACAACAGUCACACUCGAACGGAAGGAAGUCCUGCUGGUUGCAGUUCUCUGCUCCGCAGUGCUUCCCGACGCCCGUAAACUCCGGCAUACUGGUCCGUGUGUAGUGUCUUCGUGGGUUUGGGAUUGGACUACUGUCGAAGGACACUGUCGAAGCAUGCGGAGGAAUUGGGCCGAGGCCCCGCGAAGCGCAAAGAGGUUCAGCACAGUACGUCGAGAGAGGACACGCGAGCCCCGACGAUGCCGGCAUGAACCUGGAGGAGUUUGGCCGGCAGCUGGACGUGUUGGAGAGCUUGGUGGGGCAGGAGCGGCCAACACAACGAGAAGACUGGCGCAGGAAGCUCCGGGAAUUGCGAAACGAGCACGUUUUCUUGCGAGAUCAGCUGGGAAGGUUCGACCAAGGGCGGCGAAAGGUCGGCCAGGAGGCCAAGGAACGGGAGGAGCUGUUGGCGCGAAGACAUGCGGCUCUGCCAUCAUCGGUGAUGGACGCCUACGCUGAGGAGGGGAGCUCCUUGCUGAGGUCGCGGAGAAUGGUCGGUGAUUACCUGCAAACAGGCCAAGCUUCGCUCACUAGUCUCGUGGAGCAGAGGUCGCGCUUAAAGGCGAGGGAGAACGCACAUCGAAAGGUGCUAGAUAUGGCGAACAUCCUUGGCUUGAGCAACUCCAUCUUGAGAGUGUCAGAUAGAAGACAGGCCGUUGACAGGCUCCUGGUGCUUGGGGGCAUCAUCGUAACGUCUGCGUUUUUGUGGUGGAUGUGGGGCAGGCGGGUUGCAUCGUAGGUUCCCUGUUCCCCUGUGACCCCAAAUGUGAUGCGUGGGUCUUGGCUCUUGCUUGGUGGUGCGGUGCCUUAGGUGGCACCGGUCGCUCAUAAGCGCAGGAGAUACAUCAACAGAGCACCGCCGUUGAAGUGUCAGCACUACAGUUUCUAGAGUAGUCUAAAAGUGUUUUGUUUUCGUUGUUGGUGCCUUGUACGCGGAGAUUGACGUCUGCUCAAUAGUUGUAGGGCGCAGCGCCUUUGCGGUGCGCAACUGAUUUUGCGUGCCCGGGAUGUUAGCUCGGGCGGUACCAGACAUGAGGGACAACUAAAAGGAACAAAGGUCGUUUUUUUAUAUACCGUGGUGUUCUAGAAAGAGGUACAGUUGGGUUAGAACCGAUAACAUCGGCGGUUCAAACAGAUACCGGCAUCUUUCCGUAAAACUGGAGAUGCGCGUUGAUAAUAUUUGGACGCCCAUG